Molecule: messenger RNA, 3096 nt
Organism: Pipistrellus nathusii (Nathusius's pipistrelle)
Lineage: Eukaryota; Metazoa; Chordata; Mammalia; Chiroptera; Vespertilionidae
Source: the annotation of a GenBank genome assembly
AUGGAGGGCCACGGCGGCAGUGGCAGCAGGAGGCCAGGGACCCUGGCUGGCCUGGGCCCCCUGCCCAUGCCCCACGGGGUUUUCCAAACUGGAGAACCCUCCAAGGUGGACUCCAGUUUUCAGCUCCCGGCCAAGGAGAAGGCGGCCCCGGUGCCCCUGCAGCCAAGGCUGGCGCUGGCACCUCUGGGGCCGCGUGCGGCUGUGCCACCUUCCUCGGAGGGGCCGACUCCGGCAUCUCCUCGACCUCUCCUGGCUCUGCUGCCGACCCCGGGCGGGCAGAAAACAGCCCUCGCCUGCCACAGCGCCAGCCCGGCUCCGGCGUCCGUGGGCCAGUUGGUGGUGUCUGCGGCGGCUGCUGUGCCGAAGCCUCUUCCAGCACCACCAGGCUCCAUCCUGGCUCCCACAUCCCCGGGGCCGCUGGGGAUGUCUGUCCCUGACGCGCCCAGGCUGCCACCAGCCCCCCCGGGGCCCAGGCUGGCUCCGGUGCCCGGGGACCAGAGGCAGACGGCCCCCGCCUCCGUGAGACCCAAGCCAGUGCUGGCCGCCUCCGGCCUGAGCCUGAGCCUGGCCCUGGCACCGGAGGAGCCGCACCCACAGCCCCCCUCCCCGUCUUCCCCGAUGCCCAGUCCAAUUCUGUCGCCCUCUCAGGACCAGGCCCCGGCUCCAGCAUCCAUGGCACCAGCCCCGGCCUCUGUGGGACCGACACCAGCUAAGCAGAGGGAUGCCCCCGCCCCUAGGUCUCUCCCCCCGAACAAAGGGCAUCUGCAGCCAUCAGCUCAGGUGCCCAGUCCUGCUGCCGUCUCCCCGCCUUUGAUCCAAUCUCCCCCAGACCCCCGGCUCUCCCCCUCCUUCCGGGCCAGGCCCGAGGCCCCCCGCAGCAGCCCCGAGGAUCCGGUCCUGCCCCGGCCAACCCAGACGCUGCCCCUGGAUGUGGGCCAGGGCCCCCCCGAGCCUGGCACCCGCUCCCCAGGACUGCUGUCCCCCACCUUCCGGCCAGGGGCCCCCUCAGCUCAGACUGUGCCCCCGCCUCUGCCCAAGCCGCCCCGCUCCCCCAGCCGCUCCCCCAGCCGCUCUCCCAACCGCUCCCCCUGUGUGCCCCCAGCCUCUGAGAAGGCCCUCCCCAGGCCUGGCACCCAGGGUGCAGGGCCUGGCACGCAGGGUGCAGGGCCUGGCGGGCGCCUGAGCCCCAGCUUUCAGCCCCGAGAAGUGCCAGCCCCGGGCACCACCUCCUCGUCGACACCCGCCUCCUUGUCUAUACCCACCUCCUCGUCGACACCCGCCUCCUCGCCCUCCUCCUCUUGGUCAGCUCAGCCCACCUGCAAGAACGACCCCGGCUUCUGGAUCACUGUGGUCACGUGGAAUGUGGGCACCGCCAUGCCCCCCGACGACGUCACUUCUCUCCUCCACCUGGGCGGCGGCAGCGAUGACAGCGACAGGACAGACAUGAUCGCCAUAGGGCUGCAGGAGGUGAACUCCAUGAUCAACAAGAGGCUCAAGGACGCGCUCUUCACAGACCAGUGGAGCGAGCUGUUCAUGGACGCGCUGGCGCCUUUCAACUUCGUGCUGGUGAGCACGGUGCGGAUGCAGGGCGUCAUCCUGCUGCUGUUCGCCAAGUACUUCCACCUGCCUUUCCUGCGGGACGUGCAGACCGACUGCACGCGCACCGGCCUGGGCGGCUACUGGGGCAACAAGGGCGGCGUGAGCGUGCGCCUGGCGGCCUUCGGGCACAUGCUCUGCUUCCUCAACUGCCACCUGCCCGCGCACAUGGACAAGGCGGAGCAGCGCAAGGACACCUUCCAGACCAUCCUGAGCCUCCAGCAGUUCCCGGGGCCCGGCGCGCAGGGCAUCCUGGAUCACGACCUUGUGUUCUGGUUCGGGGACCUCAACUUCCGCAUCGAGAGCUACGACCCGCACUUUGUCAAGUUCGCCAUCGACAACAACCAGCUCCAGAAGCUCUGGGAGAAGGACCAGCUCAACAUGGCCAAGGACACCUGGCCCAUCCUCAAGGGCUUCCAGGAGGGGCCCCUCAACUUUGCCCCCACCUUCAAGUUCGACGUGGGGACUAACAAGUACGAUACCAGCGCCAAAAAGCGGAAGCCAGCCUGGACAGACCGUAUCCUGUGGAAGGUCAAGGUUCCAGGUGGCGGUCGAAGCCCCUCCGGACAGCAGAGCCACUGGCUCCAGGUGACCCAGCACAGCUACCGAAGCCACAUGGAGUACACCGUCAGCGACCACAAGCCGGUGGCUGCCCAGUUCGUCCUGCACUUUGCCUUCAGGGACGACCUGCCGCUGGUGCGGCUGGAGGUGGCGGAGGAGUGGGUGCGGCCGGAGCAGGCCGUGGUGCGGUACCGCGUGGAAACGGUGUUCGCCCGCAGCUCCUGGGACUGGAUCGGCUUGUACCGGGUGGGUUUCCGCCACUGCAAGGACUACGUGGCUUACGUCUGGGCCAAACACGAGGAUGUGGACAGGAACAACUACCAGGUGACAUUCAGUGAGGAGUCGCUGCCCAAGGGCCACGGAGACUUCAUCCUGGGCUAUUACAGCCACACCCUCAGCAUCCUCAUCGGAGUCACGGAGCCCUUCCAGAUCUCGCUGCCUGCCUCGGAGUCGGCCAGCAGCAGCUCCCACAGCUCAGGGACCAGCUCGGAGGAGGAGGACGACAGCACCCUGGAGCUGCUCGCACCCAAGUCCCGAAGCCCCAGCCCCGGCAAGUCCAAGCGGCACCGGAGCCGCAGCCCGGGCCUGGCCCGCUUCCCCGGCCUGGCCCUCCGGCCCUCCUCCUGUGAACGCCGGGGCACCAGCCGCAGCCCCUCGCCCCAGAGCCGCCGCCUGCCCUGCGUGGCCCCCAGCAGGGGCAGCAGUGACGGAGGCACCCAGGGCUGCGACGAGGAGGGCCUCUCCGGGCUGCCUGGUCCCUGGACCCUCCCCCCACCUGUGCCUCGAAGCCUCGGCCUGCUGCCCGCCUUGCGCCUGGAGACUGUAGACCCUGGAGGCGGUGGCCCCUGGGAGCCUGACCAGGAGGCCCCGGCCCCCGACAGCCUGUCUCCCAGCCCUCAGGGCCGGCAGAAGUUGGAGGAAGGGGGCCUGGGGCCCUGA